Ornithodoros turicata is the source of this 1294-nucleotide messenger RNA. RefSeq lists its product as uncharacterized. The record is from RefSeq and is a predicted model, not a curated record. NCBI's taxonomy places the organism in Eukaryota, Metazoa, Arthropoda, Arachnida, Ixodida, Argasidae. The transcript has 6 exons. Bases 311 to 1228 code for a protein of 305 amino acids.
AUCGCCUGCCUACAACUCAGUUUCGCAUAUCCCUGUCAAAACAUGUGCUGUAAUUCUACUGCACGGUAGUUGUACAUUAGCUAGCUGUAGUUUUGGUGCACCCUGCUGGAAAUAGCAGGGCAAACCAAGCAGCAGCAGCAUAUCACUUUUCUAACAUGACCGCGUGAGGGUGCGUUGAAAUUACUGUUUCGUGAGAACCAUAGGUAAUCUCGUUUCUUCCAUUAUCCAGGCCCCAAAACAAGUGCAACUCAGCCAACAUUCACCACUGUUGCGGCAUCCACCCGUGUGUUCUCUGCAAACACCUCCUCAAAUGCCAGCAAGUCCAGUGCUGCAAGAGAACGCCAUCCCAUCAUCACCACGCAUGUUUGUGGUGGUCCCACGUAAAUUGGAGUAUCGUUCACCUACAAGCAUGACAAAAACAAAACCAGUUGUGGUGCACCGAUCAACAUAUACACAGACAGACGUAGCUGCGAAAGCACUGCAGGAACGGGGUUGUCAGACAGAGCCAUGGGAACUGCCAGUUGAAAGAAACGCCACUGUCAACACGAGCUGCACAACAGCCCCGACUCCCGCAAACUCAAACACAGGAAGCCAGCCUGCUGAAACUGAUGAUGACGAUGAUGAUGAAGAUGACGACGACUACAGUCCGUCACAGGAAGAGAGUAGUAGUGGUGAGGAAGAUGUUCCCCCGCCACUUACGCUUCAGAAUGAAAGAAAGUUUUUGGUGUUUGAGACGUGCCUCCUGGAGUUAUUCCAAAACUGCCGGAAAUGCUUAUCCCGUUGCUCUGCCGAGGUAACAGCUACAGGCACAAUGAUAAGUGUGAAAACCCGGUGCCACGAUGGACAUGAGCUGACAUGGGAGAGUCAACCUGUGGUCAAUGGAAGGCCAGCCGGAAACCUUCUGCUGUCAGGUUCCAUAUUCUUCUCUGGAGCAAAUGCAGCACCAACUCUGCGAAUGCUGAAGCACAUAAACGUGCAAACGUUCAGCCUCACAACAUUUUACAGAUACCAAAGCUGCUUUCUUGUUCCAGCCGUAGAGAAGGUCUGGUCAUUGGAGCAGAGGCAACUUCUAGACCAGCUGGAUGACCAGGCAGUAGAUGUAUCGGCAGAUGGGAGGUGUGACUCUCCUGGGUUCUGUGCAAAAUAUAUGACAUAUAGUAUCCAUGUGGAUCAACUGAACAAAAUAAUUCAUUCCGUCCAAGUUCAACUGGCAGAGGUACGUGUAUAAAUUGUCUUUCCAACUUAUUAGACUUCAGCAGGUUGGAAGUAUAGAUAUAACCAUCGAGAUCUUUGU